This is a messenger RNA of Pieris macdunnoughi, 486 nucleotides long. Lineage: Eukaryota; Metazoa; Arthropoda; Insecta; Lepidoptera; Pieridae. The record is from the annotation of a GenBank genome assembly.
AUGGAAAUCCUGCCGGUCACGAGUCAGUUUAACGUCGGAUUCAAUAGUGAAAAAGCGUGGAAUGGGCCGACGUGGCGGGAAGCACCGGUGCCGGUUCCGACGGAAACGGCGCUGGCUCAGAGGCUCGAGAGAGAGCUGAGAGCGGCCAAAGGUGCCAGCGAGCUAGCCACCGCAGAGGUCCUAGUGCCGGCCGAGUUGCUCGCUAGGGCCUCGAGGCAGACGCUGGCGCUGGCGGAAGGAGAGCCCUGCGGCUCGAGAGGCGCGGCGGUCAUCGUCGACGUAGCGGGGAGGCGGCUGGCGGCUUUCAAGAUAGAUCCCAACACAUUGACGACGCAUGAAAUACACCUUCAUCUAGAACAUGACGCCACGAACUGGACGAGCCUGUUGCCGCAAUUCUUAAAAAAUUUAACGCGAGGCGGCACCAUCAUCAUCAGCCCCCAGUUCACGAUAGAGAAGAAAAAGCUCUUCCGGAGUCAAGCCGAGUGA